UUGGCUCCAGGUGGAUGUGCGGAAAACUAGCAGAGAAGGAAGCAGAGGGGGAUUACCUGCAGAGAUCAGCGGACUCUCAUUUUUUCGUGGGUAUUUGUUUGAUCCAGAAGGUCAAGCCUUUGAACAGCGAAGAGGAAAAGAUGGCAGCCGGGGUGAUACAAACUCUAAGCAAGUUCAGGCUACCCACAGAAUUCCAGCAUCCAUUUUUGACCUCCAUAGCUGGCCAGGAGAUGAGUUUCCAGUAUUUCUCUGGAGAAGACGACACUGAAGAGGAAGAGGAAGAUGAGGCGGAAGAGGAAGGGAGGGAAGAGAUGGAACUAGAAGAAGAUCUUGUGAGCUCUGCGCACGAAGAUGCCACCAUGGAGGUCAACCCCAGCGUCAACAACACGAAAAAGACCUUGCAGCUUCUCCAAUUUGCUGAACGCAUCAGCAACGACAUCCAGAGGUAUUUUGGCAAGAAAAACAAAGGGCAGGACGAGGAGGAAGGGGUGGAGGAAAGCAGCUGCAACGCUUACGAGGACUUCUACUCCCCACCACUGCCAGGACGAGCAAUAUCCUACACAGACCUGAUCAGGAUUUCUCAGCGUGGGGAGAUGGAGGAUGAAGAAGAUUCUUCUGACUCCCACAAGACUUUUGAGCAGCUCUGGAGAUCCCUGUGUGGGAAAGACGAAAAGUUGGGCCCCCUGGCUGAACUUUUUGAGUAUGGUUUUUGUAGGUGUCUUCAGCGGCAUCUCUCUCCUGAUAAUAAGAAAUUGAUGAGGCUGGAGAGGAAAUUUGCGCACGUCACCCCCAUGCAGAGCAGGAAGCUACCUCAGUCCUUCUGGAGGGAGCCGACGGUCAGCCCCAUAGGCACCCCCAAUGGCAACCCUCCUGAUUUUAGUGAUCUACUGGCUAAUUGGACUUCUGAAUCUGGCCAGGAGGAGCUGAACGCCAGCCGAGAGCAUCUUGGUGAGGUCACUGGUGAUGGACACUGAGAAGUGAUGGACACUGAGAAGUGGACUCUAAGGAACCAAAAGAGGGGUGAAAAACUUCAUUUGCCCAUUGGCAGCCUUCCUUUCUCUUCAUCGGUUCAAUGUGUAUAUUUCUAAAGACAUAUUCAGAUAAAUGUUGGUCUCUUCCAGUGCUUUCCCCUCCCAAGAAAGCAACGAGGGGUUGGGAAUCUAGGACUAGCACUGAUUACGUUAUCUAGUUGGGUAUUGAAACAUCUGCAAGAAAAAUAAGCAAGCUCAGAGAGCACCAAGGACCCCUCGAAUCUAUGACUUUCCAGAUGUUGAUUAAAUUACUGCCUCCUCUCCAAGCAUCCCUCAGCUGGUCUGGUCAAUGCUGCCUGUAACUGUAAUCCAAUAUUUUUGUGGGGAGGCAUUGAAUUGCUCACUG
Molecule: messenger RNA, 1377 nt
Organism: Pantherophis guttatus
Lineage: Eukaryota; Metazoa; Chordata; Lepidosauria; Squamata; Colubridae
Gene: PERCC1
Product: proline and glutamate rich with coiled coil 1
Source: RefSeq, a predicted model, not a curated record